UGCUAUACCUAUACAUACACUUUGAUAGCAGCAUUGGUUUGAUCGGAUUAAGUGAAAAUACCAAUGAUUCAACAAAAGAGAAAAGAAAGUGGAAAAACCAAGACAUGAUGCCCAUCAUUUAAUUUCAUGUGCUCUUCAAUCCCCAUACAUGCAUACUACAUAUACAUUUCUCCCUUCCAUUCCAUUCAUCCCACCUUCAUAGCUUUUCUUUUCUUUAAGGGCCUUGAGAAAUUCAGUAAAGGUCUCACCUUUUUCAGAUAUUGAUACACAUUUUGCGUACAUAUACACAAAAAGAAAUACAAGAAUACGUUGGUUUAUACACAAAACUUGUGUAUGGAAUCAUUUGCUUUUUCUGGGCCUCUUUGAAAUUGCUUUAUCAGAUGGCUGUCUCAAAGAGAAUAUAUAAAGAGAAUCUUGAUCUAUGCGUGAUGGGCUCUCUUCUCUCAGGUUUCUCAGAUUGUUUUCCUGCUGUUCAACGGUCUUCACAUACCCUUUUCAUUGGGGGCUGCGAAAAUUAAAUCCAACUCUUGUUCCAAGAUUUUCUUUUUCCAAGUGGGAGAAAGCUGAGAGCGCCUGUGUUUAAAGAGAGAUAUAGAGGAAAAAAACUGUUUAUAUACAGGUUAGAUAUAGAUACAAAUAAAUAGAGAAUUAUUGGUUUUGUUCUCUGCAUGUAGUGGGAGUUGGAGAAAAAAUUUGGGGGAAAGUAAUUUUGGCAUUGGUUGGAGAAGGGAGGAGGGCCAGUUGAUAAAAUGGAGCAGGAAUUUGAUGCAAAGCUGAGGAUUGAGAACAACAGUUCUUCAUCCAGUAAUAUGGAUAAUAGUAAUCCUCAGAGAUCUAAGAGCUUUGCGUUUAGAGCACCCCAGGAGAAUUUUAGCAUUCAAGAUUUUGAAUUGGGGAAGAUUUAUGGUGUAGGUUCUUAUUCCAAGGUUGUCAGAGCAAAGAAGAAAGACACAGGAAUCGUUUAUGCUAUGAAGAUCAUGGAUAAAAAGUUCAUCACAAAGGAAAAUAAAACAGCUUAUGUAAAGUUGGAGCGCAUAGUAUUAGACCAGCUAGAUCAUCCUGGUGUAGUACGGUUGUUUUUUACUUUCCAAGAUACUUUCUCGCUCUACAUGGCGCUUGAAUCCUGUGAAGGCGGAGAACUUUUUGAUCAAAUAACCAGGAAAGGUCGUUUGUCUGAGGAUGAGGCUCGUUUCUAUGCAGCUGAAGUUGUGGAUGCUCUUGAAUAUAUACACAGUAUGGGGUUGAUACAUCGAGAUAUUAAGCCGGAGAACCUGCUGCUUAGUGCAGAUGGACAUAUCAAGAUUGCUGAUUUUGGUAGUGUAAAGCCUAUGCAAGGUAGCCGGAUAACUCUUCUUCCAAAUGCGGCAUCAGAUGACAAAGCAUGCACGUUUGUGGGAACCGCUGCUUAUGUACCUCCUGAAGUUCUCAAUUCCUCUCCGGCAACUUUUGGGAAUGACCUUUGGGCACUUGGAUGCACAUUGUAUCAAAUGCUUUCAGGGACUUCUCCUUUUAAAGACGCUAGCGAAUGGUUAACUUUCCAGCGAAUUAUUGCUAGAGAUAUCAGAUUUCCAAAUUACUUUUCAGCAGAAGCACGAGAUCUCAUUGAUCAAUUAUUGGACAUGGAUCCCAGCAGGCGACCAGGUACAGGACGUGGCGGUUAUGCUACACUCAAGAGCCAUCCAUUUUUCAAGGGGAUUGAUUGGACGAAUUUGCGGGAAGUAACCCCGCCUACUCUUGCUUUGGAGCCAAGAGCUCCGUCUACCGGAGGUGAAGACCAAGACUCGUCAUGGAAUCCAUCACAUAUUGGGGAUGGUUCACUCAGGUCAAAUGAUGGGAACGGUGCUGCUGAGUCGGUUUCUGAAGGUGGGAGCAUAACUAGGCUUGCUUCAAUUGACUCAUUUGAUUCGAAAUGGAAACAAUUCUUGGAGCCCGGUGAAUCCGUUCUUAUGAUCUCAAUGGUCAAGAAACUGCAGAAACUAACAAACAAGAAAGUGCAACUUAUCCUUACAAAUAAACCAAAGAUAAUUUAUGUGGAUCCUGCAAAAUUGGUGGCCAAAGGAAAUAUAACAUGGUCCAACAAUCCUAACGAUCUUAGCGUUCAAGUCACGAGUCCUUCACAUUUCAAGAUUUGCACACCGAAGAAAGUUCUGUCUUUCGAGGACUCAAAACAAAGAGCAAUGCAGUGGAAAAAGGCGAUCGAGACCCUUCAAAACCGCUGAAUUUUUGUUUAUGAUUUCGGCCACACAUUCUUUUUGGACAUAACUAAACACUAGCACAAACGUAAAAUGGUAGAAAAACGCAAGCAUCCCAUUAACAACGAAUGGAUGCUCCCGAGGACACUUCUCCUGAAGAAAGUCGUUGAAGCUACAAUGCUACAGAAGUGGCCUCGUAUAAAGCCAGAUGUUAAACGUCACAGAUAUUCUUCUUCUCUGACAUGCAGUUCCUAUCAGCAUCUGCAGAAAUGAGGGCUUCGUUCAUGUGGCCACCCAUCCACCAUUUUUGAUGUGUAAUCUUCUUUCCUGAACCUUUCAAAUUGAUUGCAUUUGUUUAUAGCAGGGAUUGCUUUAUAUUAUUAGGCCUUCAACAUAUCCGAACCUUAGACAAACAAAAGAUCUAUAAACUGAAUGAAAUGUGUCACAGUGCUGAAACAUAUAUAAAUGAAGUGUUUAUUGUCCAUUA
Messenger RNA from Sesamum indicum (sesame), 2679 nucleotides. RefSeq names its product 3-phosphoinositide-dependent protein kinase 2. The record is from RefSeq and is a predicted model, not a curated record. Gene Ontology annotation, cellular component: cAMP-dependent protein kinase complex. Gene Ontology annotation, molecular function: cAMP-dependent protein kinase activity; ATP binding. NCBI's taxonomy places the organism in Eukaryota, Viridiplantae, Streptophyta, Magnoliopsida, Lamiales, Pedaliaceae. Gene Ontology annotation, biological process: intracellular signal transduction; peptidyl-serine phosphorylation.